AUGAACGAUGAGCCCUCGACCUCCGCACAGCCCGCCCAAGAUGACAUCCCACCAGCACCCCAUGCGCUGCCUAGUGCGAAGCAGAUCGAAGAGAGGAGGAAGAAGAACAGGGAAAACUUCAAUAAGAGACGUGGAGAGCUGCUGGACGACCUCAUCAAGAGCGUCGACUUACUCGUCUAUGCCGAGCUGAGCACCAUCUACUAUAUGGACUGCUCAUUCUUGACAUUCCUCCUACGCGCCGUCGUACAGCUCAUAUGGCUUACGCCCAAGCCGGCCAUGUUUCCUGAACCUCCCCCGAACCGGCCGUACAUCGGCAUGAUCUUCGGCACCAAUAUCCUGUGUCUGCUGCUACACAUGUGGAGCAGCGCACCGUCGGCAGGGGAAGCAACAAGAGGAUAUCUGCAUGGGGGCAUGGCGAUGGACUUCAUAGGUCAGAAAGGGCCAUCGAGCAAGCUGCAUUUGCUUCUACUGGACUUGCUUGUCGUGCUUCUACAGACAGUACACCUCUCAGUCCUGGUCUUGCGACAGAGACUGAGACAGAGCCCAGCGAUUGCGGUCACGACAUCGACAGGAAGCCAGUAUCCAGCGCAACCCACUUCUACGGGUCAGACGGUGGAGGACGAAGAGCGGGGUGUGCGGCGCUCAGUUGAGCAAGAGAAUCGCGAUGCCAUAGAGAUGCAGACCUUGAACCCAGCAGGCACGGCGGCAGAAUCGACACAGACUACGAACGAGGAAGCCUCUUCCGAGCAAGAAGCCCUGUUAGCAUCAACUUCGAUGCCCCAACACACCGACGCUCGCAUCUUCGACGCCUUUAAUUCUGGGCAGAUCGUCCUUGGAGACUUCGACCUGCUCAAGACGGUGAAGGAACAAUUCUUGGCGUAUCAAAAGGCACCACGGGACGCGAAUUUAGCAGAGGCAAAUCGUCUCAUGCGGGAGAGACUUGCAGCUCGAAUGCUUAGGUGGCGGUUCGAGGCGCCUACGGUUAUGGGAAGGACUGUUGGAUAG
This is a messenger RNA of Zasmidium cellare ATCC 36951, 1005 nucleotides long. RefSeq lists its product as uncharacterized. Gene Ontology annotation, cellular component: Dsc E3 ubiquitin ligase complex. The record is from RefSeq and is a predicted model, not a curated record. The transcript is spliced from 2 exons. Bases 1 to 1005 code for a protein of 334 amino acids. Gene Ontology annotation, biological process: SREBP signaling pathway; protein processing. NCBI's taxonomy places the organism in Eukaryota, Fungi, Ascomycota, Dothideomycetes, Mycosphaerellales, Mycosphaerellaceae.